Olea europaea var. sylvestris is the source of this 3061-nucleotide messenger RNA. RefSeq names its product histone-lysine N-methyltransferase, H3 lysine-9 specific SUVH1-like. The transcript has 3 exons. The record is from RefSeq and is a predicted model, not a curated record. Gene Ontology annotation, molecular function: histone methyltransferase activity; protein binding; zinc ion binding. NCBI's taxonomy places the organism in Eukaryota, Viridiplantae, Streptophyta, Magnoliopsida, Lamiales, Oleaceae. Gene Ontology annotation, cellular component: nucleus. The coding region runs from base 549 to 2642 and encodes 697 amino acids.
UUUAGUGGGAUCUUCAAUUAUUGAUUCAGUUUUCAGUGAAAACAUCAUAAAUUUUGAUGACUUAUUAUCACUUCUUUGAUCUAAUGGUUUCAUCCCAUCGUGCUCAAACUCAGACCGCAACAGCAAUGAAUUUACUUGGGGAAAUCACUGCAUUAAUUCAUAUAUUCAAAAAGAUUUAAAGAACAGAAUAUUCGCCAAAAUCACUUUUUACUCAAAGAACUACUGAACUACGGUCUUUGUCCGUGACCCAUUCCUCUAUGAACCCCAGGAAGAGUAUUUGCACCGGAGUACGAGUUAAAGUUUGCGCCUUUAAGCCUUUCAGUACGGAUUUGUUGUUUGCAGGGCUUAAUUAAUUUGAUUAUGUUUUUUUCUUAAACUGCAUUUACCGUCGUUAAUAGUAUCAUAAUCGAGGAAAAAAGUUUUUCCUUCUAUGGUCGACAAGAAGAGAGCCGAGUAGUGGUUAUUACUUAUUAGGGACUUUUGUGCAUAAUUUGACAAGCGAGUUAAUUGUUCAAAAACUUAUAGAAAGUGUGCUGUGAAGUGGUUCAAUGGACCAAGAUCUGGAGUCCGAGUCAAAUCUUCCAUCUGGAUCAAUUGAUAAGUCCAGGGUUUUGGAUUUGAAGCCGUUAAAAUGUCUUGUCCCGGUAUUCCCAACCGCACCUGGUAUGUCAUCUCUCUCAAGUCCCCAGCCAGUACCCUUUAUGUGUGUUCCACCUACUGGUCCUUUCCCUAGUGGGGUCCAACCAUUUUACCCAUUCGUGAUUCCAAGUGCUUCUCAACACACCACAUCAAGUGUUCCCAACCAAGGAGGGGAUUUCAGUUUUGGGACCCAUAUGCAGUCUCCUGUUCCAUUGAAUUCCUUUAGAACUCCGAUAAACCCAGCGAAAGGGCGAAUGGAGCAAUCUAAUAGGACUGCUACUUAUGCAUCAGGAAGUGUAUCUAUAGAAGAUGGGUAUGCUGAUUCUCAGAACCUGAGUGAUGUGGAGAAUGCUAGCAAUUCAGGGAAACGAAAGGGUCGGCCAAGGAAGAAAAGAGACAGCAAUGGUGACAAUGUUGUUGAAAUGAUAGUUAAUAACCUUGUUACUUCAUUUAAGCUUAACGAAUUGGAUGAUUUUAGAAGAACCAGUGGUAACAAGGAGGUAGCUGGUACCAUACUCUUGGUAUUUGAUUUGGUCAGGAGAAGGCUUACCCAAAUUGAAGAAGCAUCUCAGGUGAUUUCUAAACAUCCGAACCUGACGGCUGGUACAGUUUUGAUGGCCAAAGGUGUUCGGACAAAUAGCGCAAAGAGGAUCGGUCAUGUACCUGGAGUUGAAGUGGGCGAUAUUUUCUUCUUUAGAAUGGAGCUGUGUAUAGUGGGGUUACAUGCUCCAAUUAUGGCUGGGAUAGAUUAUAUGAGUGUCAAACUUACCAUGAAUGAAGAAACUUUAGCUGUCAGCAUCGUCUCGUCUGGAGGAUAUGAUGAUCAGGGCGGUGAUGGAAAUGUGUUGAUUUACACUGGCCAGGGCGGAGUGCAGAGGAAAGAUGGGCAAGUGUUUGAUCAGAAACUUGAAAGAGGGAAUCUUGCUUUGGAAAGGAGUCUGCAUAAGGCGAGUGAGGUAAGAGUAAUACGGGGUGUGAAGGAUGUUAGCAGUUUGAAUGGGAAGAUCUAUGUUUAUGACGGCCUUUACAAAAUUGAGGAGUCAUGGAUAGAAAAAAAUAAGUCAGGAUGUAAUGUUUUCAAAUACAAAUUGAUUAGAAAACCCGGGCAAUCUGAAGCAUUUACGUUGUGGAAAUCAAUUCAGCAGUGGAAGAAUGGAAAUGCCUCAAGGAGCGGGUUCAUUCUUCGUGAUAUAACCUCAGGUGCAGAGAGUCUGCCAGUCUCUCUUGUGAAUGAAGUUGAUGAUGAAAAGGGACCCGCUUACUUCACAUACAAUCCUAUACUCAAAUACUCAAAGCCUUUUUCCGCUCCUAAGCCUUUUCCAGGCUGUCAUUGCCCGAAUGGAUGUCAACCAAGCAGUAGUAGCUGCCCUUGCAGCCAGAGAAAUGGGGGAUAUCUCCCAUAUACAUCACUAGGGGUCCUAAUGUCUUGCAACUCCUUGAUACACGAGUGUGGCCCUACCUGUGCGUGUCCUCCUAACUGCAGGAACCGAAUAUCCCAGGCAGGUCUGAAGGUAUGUUUGGAAGUUUUUAAAACGAAGAAUAGAGGAUGGGGACUUAGGUCCUGGGAUCCAAUCCGGGCAGGUGGAUUUAUUUGUGAGUAUGCAGGGGAUGUCAUCGAUGCAUCUAGGAUAGGUGAUUUCGGGGAUGAAAAUGAAGAUAAUUAUAUUUUCGAUUCGACUCGCAAUUAUGAACCAUUGGGAUCUGUGCACGAUGAUUCUAAUGGUUCUGUAAAAGUCCCCUUCCCCCUCAUUAUAAAUGCAAAAAAUAAUGGCAACGUAGCUCGUUUCAUGAAUCAUAGUUGUUCACCAAAUGUGUUUUGGCAGCCAGUUUUACGUGAAAGUAAUAGUGAUGCCCACGUCCAUAUUGCUUUUUUCGCCAUCCGACAUAUUCCUCCAAUGCAAGAGCUAACAUAUGAUUAUGGGAUGGUUUCAUCUGAUAAAGGAAUCCAUGGAAGAAAAAAGUGCUCCUGUGGGUCGGUGAAAUGCAGAGGCUACUUCUAUUGAUUGUCAAUGCCAGGUACAAUGAUGGGUGGAUCUCGAUACUUGAUGCCUCUUGCAAAAGAUGUGCGGUAUGUUGAUGAGUUCUCGUUACGGUGGUGUUUUUGCGCAUGGUUCUUCGAAUUCAUUCAGGCUGUCUAUCUUGAUCCGACCCUUUGACCAGUUUGGUCCCUUUGAAACUUGAAGGACUAAUUUAAGAUUCAAAGCAGAACACACAUACUGAAAGAAGUUGCCCUUCUGUUUCUUUACGGAAAAUUUUCGAUGAACUUGUAACAAUUGAUAUCCAGAUUUGAUGUUCAUAACAAAGAUCCCUCCUAUCUCUAUUCAUAUUGAAAGUCAAAUUCGAGAAUGUAGGUGUAUUUCAUGAUCCUUGAUAUGGACCCUGUAAAUUUGUAAUCUGAAUGGUCUAAUUAAAUGCUUUUGCA